GUUUCAGUUGUUCCGCAGUUUACUUUCGUUUUCGCACUUACACGUCAAAAUGGCCGGACAGCGGGAUAAGCUGGCGAGUUUUUCGGACGAGCAGAUGCCUUCUAUGUCGCUAAUGAGCCUUUCCGAUGAGCUCACCUGCUCAAUCUGUCUGAGCAUUUUCGACAACCCGGUGACCACACCAUGCGGCCACAACUUUUGCCUGAGCUGCCUGGAAAUGACCUGGGUGGCCACCCAGCUGGUGGAAUUGGGCUUUGACUGUCCUCAGUGUCGCCAGCACUACCAGACCAAGCCCGACUUGAAGAAGAACACGGUGCUGUGUAGUGUCGUGGAGACCUUCUACAAAUCGACGAAGGGCCACUCGGCCUCUACCACCCCUUCAUCCAUGGCACCGCGCGUGGAUCCCGUGUCCACUCCCAAGCCGGUCCUCUGCGACACUUGCAUGGUGCAGCGAGCCGCCAAGACGUGUCUCACUUGCAUGGCUUCGUAUUGCGAGAGCCACAUUGUGCCGCACCGGGAGAGCCCUGCCUUUCUGGGCCACCAGCUCACGGAGCCACUGACGGACUUGAAGGACAGGAUUUGUCAACAGCACUACAAGAACAUGGAGUUCUUCUGUAAGGACCACUGCUGCUGCAUCUGUAGCCACUGCCUGCCCAGCCACAAAACCUGCAAUUUCGAGACAAUGGAAAUGGCGAGGGCCGAGAAGGAGAGGGAAUUCAGGAACAUUAUAGUCUUGCUGAAUGCUCAUUCAGAAAAGUUCAGCAGUGUAAUUUCUGAAAUGAAUAGCCUGGAAAAGAGCAUUAAAGAUUGUGCUGAUAAGAAAAAGUCUGCAAUUAAAGCAGAGUUCAGGUCGAUUAAGGACAUCCUGGAGAAGGAAGAGAACAUCGCACUACAUGUGGUGGACAAAGAGGAAAUUGGAGCUCAUAACAGGUUAAGAAGUCUAAUGCAGAAAAUGAGUAACAGCUACGAGAGCCUGAACAAUUACAAAGCAGUUGUUGAGAAUGUGCUGCAACAGACGGAGAAUAUUUCCUUUUUGCAGACCAAGGCUGACCUGCCUGAAGCAAUGAAGAUCUCCCCAUAUGCUCCCAAGAUUAAUAUCGAUUCAAAACCGCUACUCAUGCAAAUGUCUACUGCUGCAGCCCUCCGUAAUUUUCUCUCUCAAUUGAUGAGCCAACCUUUGGAGAAAAGAGGCCAACUACUGACAUCAGCUUUCAAGGAGCCACCUGCAUUGAAUGUGUCUGAGCCGAGUGGUAACCUGCCAGUGCAACUCCCCAUCGUCUUUCAGCCUCCAUUAAGCUUUGGACCCAUACUGUCUUUUCCACCACAGCCACUUGUGUCACCAGGGAAGACUCACCCUGAUGCUCAUAAGAAACCAGCGCAAACUAAACAGAAACAAAGAAAAAAUCCAGAUCAGAAACCGGCUGAACCAAAAGAAGCCAAAAAAAGUGCAUCUGCUAAGAAACAGCCCCCGAAAGAGCCAGUGUGUGCCCCGAGUUCAGAACUACCAAAAGGAUGCCCACCCACAACAAGACAUGAGCUCCUUCAGUAUUCUUCUACUCUUACACUGGAUUUUAAAACCGCACAUCGGAGGAUCAGCCUUUCAGAAAACUGCACCACAGCUUCAAUAUCUGAUGAUCAGCUGGCCUACCCUGAAAGUCCCGCAAGAUUUUCCGUUUGCUCUCAGAUUCUGUGCACAAAAGGAUUCUCGCAGGGACGCCAUUACUGGGAGGUGAAAUUGAGCUGCAGCAAUUUCUGUGCUAUUGGCAUUGCAUACAACAGCAUAGACCGUAAGGGCGCAUCAAGCAAGUUGGGCAGGAAUAAGGAAUCCUGGUGUGUUGAGUGGUUUAACGUGAGGGUUUCUGCUUGGCAUAACAACCAGGAGGUUGUCCUGCCCUCUAUCAGUCCAUCCCGUGUUGGGGUUUUCCUAGAUUGUGAAGAGAGCUCUGUGACAUUCUAUAACAUUGCAGACCGAGCCACCCCCAUCCACAAAUUUAAUUGCCAGUUUCAGGAGUCCAUCUACCCCGCUUUCUGGCUCUUUUCUAAUGGCAGUAAGAUAACUUUGUGUAAAUUGGCUGCCUGAGAUCAAGUUCUCACUUGGUAUGCCACACAACGAGUGAGAAGCCAAAUUAUGGCACAGGGCAAUAACAUUACCAGUCGAGAAGAAAUAAUAAUACAGUACAAUUUAUUAAGAUGGGGAGGAUAAGAAAUGAAGUGGGGUUUUUUUUUUUUUGGUAAUUAGAAAUUUACACCAAUCUUCUUUUACUUAACUGAGAUGUUGAUAAAUCAGGGGCAAAAUCGUGUGGGUGUGUCAAAGUUUUAUUUAUGUACUAUGACAGUAAAUGGAAAGACCUACAUCAGGUUAGGUUUCCAAGGUUUGUGUAGGGCAGGUAGAAAUCAAAAGUAUCCGUUGUUUAGUUGCUACGAUGUUCAGCUGAUGAAAUCUUUGGAAAUCACUUUUUUUUGUAUCCAUUUCACAGGCAGGUUUAGAAUUAAAGAAAAAAAAGCAGGUAAGGUGCUGGACAUCACUGCCAUGUUAGUGUAUAACAACCUUCAGUAGAAUGUAUGGCAUCCUAAAUAAGCUUUGGAUUUGGUGCCUGUUUGGAGAUGUUCAUGAAGAUGGGAAGUCUUAAUGAGUAGUGGAGGAUGGCUUCUAGAUCACAAGCUUUUGGACCCUAUUGUAUGAGGCCUUCUUAUAUAUUUCCAAACACUUAACAAUGUUUUCCUGUUAGCUUUAUUUGACCUGUAAAGUAUGGUGGUAGACAUUGUUUUCAAUAGCCAAGCAGGUUGGGAAACAUGCCUUGUAAUUCAGUCCUGGUAUUGUGGGCUGAGUUACAUGGUCAGGUUGGGGAGCAUGCACUGAUACAGCGUGUUGCUGCUGAGUGACAUGCUGUACAAGAUUUUCCUAAUUUUAUUAUAUGAGUUAUGUUUGUAGUUUUGUUUCAUCUUACAAAAGGCAUUGCAAUACUCUAUUUCAGAAGCUAUAAAGCAAAAUGCCUUGACUGGUCAAGUGUAGAUGCAGAUCAAAUGCAGGAACCAAAUUCUAUGGGGUCAGAUACGAAAGACAAUCAAAAAUAAACAGGGUUUGUGUUUUUAGAUUUGAAUGUUGAGGGAAAAGGAUCUAAAAUUUGAUAAAGAAAAUUCCCUUUUGUCUGGUGUGACUUGUCAGUCUCCUUCUUAAAGAUAAUUUGAGGCCAGGAGGUCUGCAAUGUUUCUGUUCCAGCAGUUGUCUUAAGGUCUUUACCAUUUGUGGCGUGUAGCAGGAGUGGGCAUCAUGGUUGACUUGAUAUCACCAUGAUAUUACUUAAAAUUACUAGGAUUGGGUGGGAGCAUGAGAAUUGGAGGGUACCCUUUGAGUGAGACGGUAUGUGUCAUUUUUGUAUUGCGACAACAAUUUCAAAUAUUUCAUUGCAAAGUUCUGACCACAUUGGGAGAUGUAAAAGCGUUGAGAGGGUGGGCAUCAAAUGAACAAGAAAGAAUGGAUUUUAAUGGAAUGUCUUUUAUUUUUUUAUUUUCUCCUCCUCAGGACUUUUAUUUUGCACUAAUAUGACAGAGAGCCGUGCUACAUUUAGGAAACGUCCUAUAUUUGAACAUACUAUUUCAUUAAAGUUUCUGUGAAUGAUUUUUAAGAUAUCAAUACACAAAUAUUUCUAAAUCUUUUUCUCUUUUUUGUAAAUCACAAAUCUGAAUUUUGUACGCACAUAUGUGAGCAUGUUGACUCCACUCAAGGAAUGCUUUCAAAUAUCCUUGUAUAGUAAGAUAUAAUGCCAUAUAAACUGCAAGAACUUGCCCACAAUUCACCUGGUUAAAAUGGCAAGUAAAACCCAUUCACACAUUUAUUAAGUGCCCUCUUAUAGCAAUUUGGGGGCAAUCUGUUGCACUGGUUACGUUUGAGAACGACCGUGUAUUCUGCACAGAUCUCCUCUUAUUUGGACAUUGGGUUCUUUCAUUGUAGGGUAAACUGAUGAACUGAAAACAUGAAUGAUCGUUUUCAAGACCGCAGAGAUUUUUAACCAGCAAUACUUUGAGAUAGUGCCGGUCUGUCUGCAAAUUUUCUCUGAAAGCACCCAUACACAGAGAUAACUUGGACCUCCACUGGAACAGCCGAUUGUGUGUUGUGGAGCUUGAAGGUUGUGACACAGCUGUUGGCAGAGGUCCAGAUGGAUUGCUCUUGAUAGCCACUGAUCAUAAUUGAACCCUGAUAACUUGCUCUCUCUGUAUGUGCCAUUAAUAAUAAUUCUUUAUAUAGGGCUUUUCUUAUUACUCAGGGAGAGCCCUGGACACGAUCUCAUGAUCUCCUUACUGCAAAGCAGCAGCGAUACCAUUGAGCCACCUGUGUGGUUGGCAGAUUCCUUUAGUAGAACAAUUGCAACAAUGGCCUUUUACUCUUCAAAAAUUGGGGAGAAGCAAAAGGAGAUGGUAAAGGAUGAGGAACCAGCUGGUAUCACAUUUAAUAUGGCAAAGAAUGAAAAGGAGAAAAAUAGUCUAAUAAACCAAAAAAAGGGAGUAGUGAACAUUGCUCAUACAGUGGUGCCUCUUCGUAGGCAUUCCUUUGUCGAUCUCUCUCUCUCUCUGGAUCUAAAUUGGAUGCCGACUUUCAGCACUUAAUGCUGUUUAGAUAUCCCAUGAAGAGGUGUGGGACUUUCUGAGCCAUCGUAGAAGUGAAGUCAGCAGACUUCGUCAUCUGGUCUGCGGGUGAAAAGAAUGAUGCAGUUAGCUGCCACAUUUCCCCAGACACUGGUUUGUAAGUCCUUGCUUCAUGUUUGUUGCAUGGAUACUCCCAUUUCAUUCACCUAUGACUAGAUUUGUAGAUAUAUAUGUAAGUGAAGGUCUUUGAUAUGGUUUGCAUAUUUUUAGAUAGAAAUCCACAAAGGCAGAAAAUGAACCAUGUAUGCCUGGUUGACUUGGUAUAUGCAUAUAUCAGAGACUGUGGGUCCUUUCUUCUAACCGCGUUGCAGUGUUCUUGUACUCGCAACAGGUAUACAAGAACAUCGCAACCUAACCCCCCGGCUCCCUUCCUCAUUUGCUAUGUAUCAUCUUGGUUCCUGUAUGUCUAAUCGUUUUCCUCUGAUGAUGACACAUGAUAGGUGUUGAAAGCUCAGGAAUAAAUGACUGUUUUAAUGUACUGUACAUGAUUAAUUUUCUCCUAUUGUGGAUUUCUCUCUCUCUGUGUCUGUGUGUGUUUAUAUAUAAUCACACGUUCAGCUCUGCGGUUCUCCUCACGGGUUCCACUAGGACGUAAGGGGGUGCUGCCACUUCCACUCCUUUUCUCAUUUUCACCCCACAUCACUGAGAAACCACACAGUGAGAAUGGUAGUGUUGCCCCUUCUGGUCCGCCGUGAGAAAGGAGGCCCGACCGCACAGAAAGAGUUGUCUUUUGAAACUGGGCAGAUUGCUAGAUAGAGCUCAGAUUUUGAUGGCGAAUAAUGCCUACUUAAUUUUCCUUUUUGCGAUUUCGCCCAGAUGAGUUGUAUUCUAAGCCCUAAAGGCUUGUUGUUACUUUGAAGUCUCCAGCAUUAAAUGGCAAGACUCUGUUGGUGUCCUGACCAUUCUUCUGUUUCUUGCCCUGUCAUUAUGGCGCUCGACCACAAUAUAUAUUAUAUGAUGCUGGACUAUGAGAUGAUGCCUCAUCUUGACUGAUAUUUGAAAUAAUGACACGGCGAGUAUUUCUUUAUAAUCCACAUCAAAUUCAGUGUAACUUGUUUUGGACUUUUGCUGCUCAGUGUAUUGAUGCAUUCUUAUUUUGGUUGUCAGCUAUGUCUUUAAAUUACAAGGUUCUCACUCAUGUUAGCUGAAUGUAAAUUUUAUUUUUAUACUGCUUUCAUUUAAAUCUCGCAUCAUCAUGAUUAAGUCUUUGGGAUAGAAAAAAUACAGUGAGCUGGAAGCUACCAGUGCCCGCGUAUGACGAAAGGUUUCCACACUUGCUAUGGAUAUGUGCGUAUGUUAGAAUGUUUGCACAUCAGUUUCGGGUUUUACAAACGCCAGUUUGUAUGGCAGUUUUCACAUAUGAUGAUAUUCAUAGAUUUUGUUGAUACAGAAUCUCUUUAGCCAUAAGGGAGUGCAGAAUUAUUAGGCAAGUUGUAUUUUUGAGGAAUAAUUUUAUUAUUGAACAACAACCAUGUUCUCAAUGAACCCAAAAAACUCAUUAAUAUCAAAGCUGAAUAUUUUUGGAAGUAGGUUUUAGUUUGUUUUUAGUUUUAGCUAUUUUAGGGGGAUAUCUGUGUGUGCAGGUGACUAUUACUGUGCAUAAUUAUUAGGCAACUUAACAAAAAACAAAUAUAUACCCAUUUCAAUUAUUUAUUUUUACCAGCGAAACCAAUAUAACAUCUCCACAUUCACAGAUAUACAUUUCUGACAUUUAAAAACAAAACAAAAACAAAUCAGUGACCAAUAUAGCCACCUUUCUUUGCAAGGACACUCAAAAGCCUGCCAUCCAUGGAUUCUGUCAGUGUUUUGAUCUGUUCACCAUCAACAUUGCGUGCAGCAGCAACCACAGCCUCCCAGACACUGUUCAGAGAGGUGCACUGUUUUCCCUCCUUGUAAAUCUCACAUUUGAUGAUGGACCACAGGUUCUCAAUGGGGUUCAGAUCAGGUGAACAAGGAGGCCAUGUCAUUAGUUUUUCUUCUUUUAUACCCUUUCUUGCCAGCCACGCUGUGGAGUACUUGGACGCGUGUGAUGGAGCAUUGUCCUGCAUGAAAAUCAUGUUUUUCUUGAAGGAUGCAGACUUCUUCCUGUACCACUGCUUGAAGAAGGUGUCUUCCAGAAACUGGCAGUAGGACUGGGAGUUGAGCUUGACUCCAUCCUCAACCC
This is a messenger RNA of Polypterus senegalus (gray bichir), 6805 nucleotides long. RefSeq names its product tripartite motif containing 25 (gene trim25). The coding region runs from base 50 to 2077 and encodes 675 amino acids. The transcript is spliced from 12 exons. The record is from RefSeq and is a predicted model, not a curated record. NCBI's taxonomy places the organism in Eukaryota, Metazoa, Chordata, Cladistia, Polypteriformes, Polypteridae. Gene Ontology annotation, molecular function: protein binding.